AUGGUGAAGAUUUAAGUUAAAUGCAAACAUCAUUUGUUCGCGAUAUUUUAUUUAGACGGUGCAUUUUGUCAAACUUUGUAAAAGAUUUUGACGACAAAUCUCAAUUAAAUUGCGUGUGUAUUCAACUAUGUACGCUGCCUAAGUAACAUCUAACACAUUUAAGCGAUCAUCCUAAGAAAAUCGUAAGAAAGGGUCGUAGGAAGGUUGUGCAGAUCAUUCGCGUAAUUCCCGGAGAGUGUAUGAAUCGAAGAAAAUCGAAAAAGACAACAAGCAGUCGCAGCAGACGACGGUACGAUCCUGGAGAGGCGACGACGCGCGCGCGUGCUCGCCGCACGCACGCCCGAGCUCGCAGCUGUCACACGUUCCACGCUUCCUCUUCUUCUGUCAAGUGCGAUCCGCCCCGGCGGUGGUCAGCGCGUUCUCCAGUCGCUCUCGGGCCAUGUCGUGUCUCGCCAGGAGGAUCUGAGAGCUCCAGAGUUGUGGUCGCCGGUCGGUAGCCGCCGGCGAUCGCGAACGGUGCGUCAUACUUCUCUCCCUCUUUCUGGCAAGACGCGUGAAAUCAUGAGCCACGCCGUCUUCGCCGUUCUUCGCCGUGUAGCUACCGCCGCUGACACGGGUGUGUCCGCUGAAUCGGUCGCGCUACGACACGGUGCGAUCAAGUGUGUCAGUCGCCUCGCCGAACGGCAAGUGUGUCGACGUGCUGGUGCUUCCUUUUGUUAAGACGACCAUACACGCGCGCGCACACACACACGCACGCCGAUGUGUACAAUCAGUCGACCACGAUGAUUACGACGCCGGUCAGACUCCUACGGGAUAGGAACGUCGCCUACCACGGCAAGGACGACGUGCCGGUGGUCACGCAACCCACUACCAGAGGUGGACUCAGGGUGUACAAGAUCGUAGUGCUGGGUGAUGGUGGUGUUGGCAAAUCAGCCGUUACUCUGCAAUUCGUCAAUCACCGCUUCCUGGAUUAUCAUGAUCCUACCAUAGAGGAUUCCUAUCAAAAACAAGCAGUUAUUGAUGGUGAACCAGCUUUACUAGAUAUCUUAGACACAGCUGGACAGGUGGAGUUUACAGCGAUGCGCGAACAAUACAUGAGGUGCGGCGAGGGUUUCAUGAUAUGCUACUCGGUGACAGACCUGCACAGCUUCCAAGAGAUAAUGGAGUACAAGAAGCUGAUAUCGCGUGUGCGCGCUAACGAGGAGAUUCCUGUAGUACUAGUCGGCAAUAAAUUUGAUCUACAGCAACGGCGAAAGGUGAGCACAGAGGAGGGCAAGGCGCUGGCGAAGGAGCUCGGCUGUCCGUUCUACGAGACGUCGGCCGCGCUCAGGCAAUUCGUAGACGACGCGUUUUACUCGCUAGUGAGGCAGAUUCGCGCCAAGGAGAGACGCGGCGUGACGAUACGCAAGACCAGCCGCUGGGGACGAUUACGCUCGAUAUUUAAUCUCAUCUUUCGGCGGCGUACCUUUCACACGUCCUAGGAAAGGUCCGGAAGCACAGAGUGACCUUCCCUGAUAAAGAGAGAGAGACAGAGAACGACCUUCGCAUAGACGAUGAUCCGCGCAGAUCACAACGAAAAAGUAGAGUUCACCAGACUUCCUGAUGCACUCGACUCGGCGUUCGCGACGUAGUCAUCCUCGUUUAGAGACUGACGAUUCGUUAACUAAACAUCUCACUGCCUUAUCAAUUUGACCCCGAUAUUAUUAUACACGGCAACGCGAAUGAAAUUGUCGAAGCGGGCUGGAACAUUCGCGCGUAUCUCGUCUUUCGUCCGGAAUUUAACCCGCAAUUUCUCGAUCGGUCGACCGUGCUGCUCAAUGUAGAGACGUGCACGUGGUACACGAUAGAGUCGUAAGGCGAUAUUCGAGACGAUGAUGCAAGCGAUAUAAGUACACCACGUGUCACACAUACCUUAACAUUGCGACUAAGAUUACUCGCGCUAUUUUCAACCUUAUACUUCGCAUAUUGCAUAUGCGCGUAAGGCGACAAUUCGUAGUAAAUCCAAACGGCCGGAAUGUUAAGGUGUGUCUGAAGAGGAGCCUCGUGUGCACACUUGUGACUUCCAGUUUUGUAACACGACAGUUUUUUCCCGCGAGAUACCGAUCGCAUCUCGAAGGCUGUUAACGUUCAUUCAUGAAGCUAACUUUCACGAAGACCGGGUGGCGAUAAACGGGACUAAAUGCCUAAAACGGACUCGCAUUCAAUUGACACGCAGAUAAGUUUGUAGAUACUCCGACUUUCACCGGCAGAUCACUUCUCCGACAGCCGUGCGCUAGUUGUAGAUAGGUUUAGAUUUUAGUUCGCUAUAAGUAGCUAAUUACGCGACCAAAGAGAAGUGCCGCGAACGAUCGCGACGAAGCAGGAGAAGCGAUUUUCGGCGAUAUAUGUAAAACAGCACAGGAUAUCAUGCGAAAGAGAAAGAGAGAGAGAGGGGGGAGAGAGAGAGAGAGAGAGAGAGAGAAGAGCUGCACACUGCACAAAUUUCGUCGCGAUUUUAUUUUAUCGUCGAGGACACGCAAUGUGAAUUUUAUUUAUUCUAAUUUAAUUGAACGACACGCAAUGUAAAUACGCGAGAGAUAUUCAUAUAUUACAUCAGUGAUUUUAUGUUGAAUUUGAAAUGCGCUGCUACGAACUAUAUGAGAACUGUAUAGUUAUAUAGAAGUUACAAUAAGUUGCAAAGUUUAGCAUUGUUGUGUAUGACGCGCGUAUAAUAUGAUCUCUGAGAUAAUUGCAAAGAGAUAUAUUUCUCAACUGGAACACGUAAACGCGUUUGCCAUAGAUAUGUGUAAUAAUUAAACAAUAAAUACACACACACACAGAGUGUGUGUGUGUGUGUGUGUGUCUAUAUAUAUA
This is a messenger RNA of Odontomachus brunneus, 2853 nucleotides long. It is a transcript of the gene Ric, whose product is annotated as GTP-binding protein Rit2. NCBI's taxonomy places the organism in Eukaryota, Metazoa, Arthropoda, Insecta, Hymenoptera, Formicidae. Gene Ontology annotation, cellular component: plasma membrane. The record is from RefSeq and is a predicted model, not a curated record. Gene Ontology annotation, molecular function: GTPase activity; GTP binding; calmodulin binding. Bases 783 to 1481 code for a protein of 232 amino acids. The transcript is spliced from 5 exons. Gene Ontology annotation, biological process: Ras protein signal transduction.